Molecule: messenger RNA, 3360 nt
Organism: Dermacentor albipictus
Lineage: Eukaryota; Metazoa; Arthropoda; Arachnida; Ixodida; Ixodidae
Product: glucose dehydrogenase [FAD, quinone]-like
Molecular function (GO): oxidoreductase activity, acting on CH-OH group of donors; flavin adenine dinucleotide binding
Source: RefSeq, a predicted model, not a curated record
UCUGCGAACGUCACGAGCAGAAUAGGAUGUGCUUCUUUCACACAGCAUUGUUACGAUUCCACGUGGCAGUGUUUUCCAUCACCACUCGGGGGGGCGCCACCCCCGAUGAAAAAGGCUACAUGAAAAAGCAGUAUUCGAGGUCGCCAUGGUCGGUGUUGUCUGCAACAGCACGGAACGGGUCACUGUCAGCGACUCGGCCAUCUUUACAGAAUGACGACGGGCAUAUCUGCUCAAAUCUGUUCGGCCAAGCCGUUUGCGCUCGGCGGUGCGCAAGCAGCUCGCGUUUUGCUCUGCUCUUCUGUGUGACCAUAUGGACUGUCGCCGCUGCGUAUUGACCAGAUGGCCACAGCCUGGUUCCCUAGUGUGGGCACGUUGUUGCCCAUUGCAGCGCUCAUGUUCUACCGACUGGGACGCGACCAGACGACCAUGCACACGCUCGACCUUCUCCAGGAGUACGAUUACAUCAUUGUGGGUGCGGGCUCGGCGGGCUGUGUGCUGGCCAACCGGCUGAGCGCUGACCCACAGGCGAAGGUGCUCCUGCUGGAGGCUGGUGGGUGGGAAGGCGAACUGGCUGACAUCCCCCUGAUCGCAGCUUCUGUCCAGGGAUCAGCUCUGGACUGGAAUUACACCACGCGGCCACAAGAGGCCGCUUGCUUCGGCAUGCACGAAAGACGCAGCAAGUGGCCACGGGGCAAAGUGCUAGGUGGUUCGAGUGUCCUCAACUAUAUGCUUUACGUGCGAGGCAGCCCUCAUGACUACGACCGCUGGCGGGAUCAUCAUGGCUGCGAUGGGUGGGGGUGGCAAGAAUUGCGGCCGUACUUCUUGCGCUCGGAGCACAAUUGGGACCCGGACAUCGCCUCUAACGGUCACCACGGGACCGAUGGGCCCCUUUCAGUGAUGCGCGCCCCGUACCACACGCCCGUGGCUGAAGCCUUUGUGGAGGCUGGCCGGCAAAUGGGCUACCCCGCAGGUGGCGACAUCAACGGAGACAAACUCGCAGGCUUCACGAUCCCGCAGGGCACCGUCUGGCAGGGUCGUCGUCACAGCACACGCCGUGCCUUCCUGGACCCUAUCCUUCACCGUCAGAAUCUGCACAUCGGAGUCUACUGCCACGUUACCAAGGUUCUCGUGAAAGAUGGCAUGGCCUACGGUGUUACCUUUGACCGCUACACCGUACCACACCGCGCUCUGGCCCGACGGGAGGUGAUCCUGGCAGCCGGGGCCAUCGGCUCCCCUCAACUGCUGCUUCUCUCAGGCAUUGGACCCGCCGUACAUCUCAACGAAGUCGGGGUGCCCUUGGUGCGAGAUCUGCCCGGUGUGGGUGCCAACCUUCAGGACCACAUUUUUCCUGGUGGCCUCAACUUCCUGCUAGAGAAGCCAGUGUCCGUGCUUCAGUCGCGCACCUUCACCCUGCGGGAGUUGACGCACUACCUUGCCACCCGCUCUGGCCCACUGACGCUGCUUGGUGGAGUCGAGGGUUUAGGCUUCGUGAGCACACGCUAUGCCAGUAUGGAGUGGCCAGACAUUGAGAUCCACAUGGCGUCCGGCUCCCCGGUGUCGGAUGAUGGCGACACCUUCCGCUUCGCGCAUGGAUUAAGCAACGAGACGUGGGAAUCAACAUUUCUUCCAUACCUGGGGCGCGAAUCUAUGUCGCUGUAUCCUGUGAUUCUGCGACCGCAAUCACGCGGCCGACUGCGCCUACUCUCCCGAGACCCGUACGAUGCUCCGGACAUCGACCCUCGCUAUCUGACACAUCCACGGGACAUCAACACUAUGGUUGACGCCAUGAAGUUGUGUCUCCGGCUGGCGGGAAUGCCUGCUCUGCGGCACCUGGGCACACGUGUGUGGGAGAAGCCGCUGCCUGGCUGCGAGCUGUACCCAUUCCUCGGCGACGAGUACCUGGCCUGUGUGGCUCGCUCGUACACCAGCACCUUGUACCAUCCGGCCUGCACCUGCCGCAUGGGGCGCGUCAACGACUCGCGCACUGUCGUGGACUCGGAGCUCAGGGUGAAAGGAAUAGAUCAUCUACGCGUUGUGGAUGCUUCGAUCAUGCCCACCCUUGUGUCCGGAAAUACCAAUGCACCAGUCAUCAUGAUCGCAGAGAAAGCCUCGGACAUUAUCCAAGAGCAUUGGCAGAAAAUUCCUGUCCUGAGCAAAGAAUCCGACGCAGUAACAAUGUCAACGCCCAAGCUUUGAAGCUGUGCCAGAGACCACUCAGACUUGGCUGUGUCGCAAUGCACUAAGAAUGCAGGAACUAGAAAGCUCUUUUUUUUUUCUCCCGUCAUUUGAGAGAUAGCGCAUGAAGCAGUAUUUUAAAACUUGCCCCAAAUCUUUCUUGGGAACGGGUUGCAGUGUUUCAAAUUAAUGGUGAUUGUAUUUUAAUUUCAUCAUCAUCAUAUAUGUUACUUAAGGGCUCCUGGAGGGGUUACAAAUUGGGCGCUAUCAAGCUGAACUGCCAAUGACCACAUUAUUAGUUAUGCUGGACAUAAAAGAGCAUAAAAAGCUGGACAUAAAAGAGCAUUCUACAACGGCAUAGGAUGAGUACAUUCACUUAGAUUGCCACACGUGAUUGUUUAGUAUAUUGCGGAAAGUUUGUCGGUUACUGCACGUUACUGCACGUGACGUGAUUUUAAAGACAAAAGGCUAGUCACAAAACGAUGGAUGCUUGAAGUGAUUAACAGUGUGCGAACAAAGAAAAGCUACAGCCCGGGGCUUACGUUCUGUCAAAGGGACUUGCCAUUUGUUGUCCUUGCCAAGACAAAGCUGCCACUCAUAACAUUGACUCCAGAGACCGGGCUGGCGUUUCCCUUUCCCUCCCCCUGUUCAUCAGGCGCUGCGCGUUGCAACAACCUGUGAGGUCAUGAGGUACUGGAGAUGUAAUUUCAAGAUAGCACAGCCAUCCAUCUCUCACGUUGGCGUCGUGCCCAAUUUAUCCUUGCGUUUCUACAUUAGCUUUCCUUGAUGAUGAUUAUGACGGUGAUCGAUAUUGUUUUUUUUUUUGUUUCACGCGGACAUCUAGGCCAAGGAGUGUCAGAGCGUGAGCACUCCUGAACGAGGUAAGACUGAGCGAGGUUAUAGGUUACUCCUUUCACAGAGUAGCUGACCGGACCCUUCUUCAGUUGAUAUUCUCGCCUCUCUCUAGUUAAUGAAUGUUCCAAGUACCUGAGCUUCAUCGAAGGUCAUCCGUAACCUGUUGUGAGCUCACGUGAGCGUCUGCCAAAACAGAACUAUGGAGAAUGGCAGCAAGCGCAUUUUGUACCUUCCGCUCUCCCCGAACGCGCACACGCAGCGGAGACGCUGCCCUGCAUGUAAAUGUCUGUAAUCUCGGUAUUUACUCUUAUAAAUUCAUAUUUCUAUCCA